Messenger RNA from Mus pahari (shrew mouse), 755 nucleotides. RefSeq names its product small regulatory polypeptide of amino acid response (gene Spaar). The record is from RefSeq and is a predicted model, not a curated record. NCBI's taxonomy places the organism in Eukaryota, Metazoa, Chordata, Mammalia, Rodentia, Muridae. The transcript has a single exon. Bases 419 to 646 code for a protein of 75 amino acids.
AUAGUCACUAGAAUUUUUUUUUUUCCUUUUUAUCAGUAACUCUUGAAGUCCUGAGGCGUUGCUCCUGGGGCUGGCUUCUGUCUUAGCAACAUCUUCUGCUCCUCCUUCCCUUCCCCCUUCCAAGUCCAGGGACUCAUCUGCUUACAGCUUUCCUGCCAGUAGAGCCGACCACAGCUCUUGAAGGUCUGACCUGAGGUUAAAACUAGACCGAAGAUCAUCCGAUUCCAGCAGAAGGGUUUGGUGGCCUACGGUGACACAGUUCAAGGCCUCAGACCGGAGACUUAGAAGGAAGCAUAGGAGAAGCCAUCGGGCAUAGGAGCCGCUUGCUCAUCCUGGCCAACAGCCCCAGCUUCUGAUGGGACACUAAGGCUCAGAGAGCACCCACAGUGUUCGGUGUGACGAGUGCCACUCAGAAAUCAUGGAGACAGCGGUGAUUGGGAUGGUGGCAGUGCUGUUAGUCAUCACUAUGGCCAUUACCUGCAUCCUCUGCUACUACAGCUAUGACUCACAGACCCAAGACCCAGAGAGGGGCCCCAGACGUAGCUUCACCGUGGCCACGUUUCACCAGGAGGCGUCGCUCUUCACGGGGCCGGCUCUUCAAUCCCGGCCACUGCCGAGGGCCCAGAACUUCUGGACUGUUGUGUGAGGUUGGCAGUCCUUCGACAUUUAUUCUGCUAGUGGGUCAGACCCAUCUGCUCCUUCAGUAAGCAGUGCCUGGUGUCUCACUCCUCCCAGCUCUCCAUCCUUAUCCUACG